This is a messenger RNA of Symbiodinium pilosum, 10926 nucleotides long. The record is from the annotation of a GenBank genome assembly. Lineage: Eukaryota; Dinophyceae; Suessiales; Symbiodiniaceae.
GCUUCGUUCGGAAGCCUCAAGACGGAAGCAGGGCUAAAGGAGCUGAAUGAUCUGCUGGCCACAACCAGCUACAUAGGUGGCGGCGUAUCAGCAACUCAAGACGACUUUGAGUGGCUGGCCAAGGCGCCACACAACAUUGACGGCGAGCAGUUUCCGCACGCCCGGAGAUGGCUGGUGCAUGUGCGGGCCUUGAAGCAGAAAUUCCCUUACAAGCAGUGGCCAAAGGGUGCCGGCAAGGGAGGUGGAUCCACCAACAAGGAGGCGGGCGAGAAGGGGAAGGACCAAGCCAAGCUCGAGGGCUUGUUAGCAGGAGCCGAGAUGGGCAAGGUUUGCACCCGAUUUCCUCCCGAGCCCAGCGGUUACCUUCACAUCGGCCAUGCCAAGGCUGCGAUGCUCAACAACCACUAUGCCCGGCACUACCAGGGGAAGCUCAUCGUGCGGUUUGACGACACGAACCCCAGCAAGGAGAAGAUGGAGUUUGAGGAGAGCAUGAUCAAGGAUUUGGCCACCCUGCAGAUCAAACCUGACAUGGUAAGCCACACCUCUGACUACUUCGAGCAGCUGCAGACUGCCAUGGAGGAACUCAUCAAAAAAGGCAAGGCCUACGUGGAUGACACAGAUGUGGACACUAUGAGGAAUGAGCGUGACAAGGGUGUCUGCAGCAAGUGCAGAGAUCAGUCAGUGGAUGAAAACCUCCGUCGCUUUAGUGAGAUGCUGAAGGGCUCUGAGGAAGGCCUGAAGAUGUGCGUCCGAGGGAAGAUGGACAUGCAGUGUGCCAACAAGUGCCUGCGCGACCCUGUCUUCUACCGGUGCAAGACAGACACGCCCCAUCACAAGCAUGGAUUCAAGUACAAGGCCUACCCCACGUAUGACUUCGCUUGCCCAGUGGUCGAUGCGUUGGAGGGUGUGACCCAUGCUCUCCGAACCAUUGAGUACAAGGAUCGUGCGCCCAUGUACGAUUGGGUCUUGGAAGCCACCGGCUCCCGGAAAGUGGAGAUGGUGGAGUUCGCGAAAACACAAUUUUCCUACACCAUCCUAUCCAAGCGGAAGCUUGCGUGGUUCGUGGACAACGGCUAUGUCGAUGGGUGGGAUGAUCCUCGCUUCCCCACCGUGCAGGGCGUCAUGCGCCGCGGGAUGACGGUGGAAGCCCUCCAGGACUUUGUGCUGACCCAGGGCAUGUCCAAGGCCACUAACAUGAUGGAAUGGGACAAGAUUUGGGCGAUCAAUAAGCAGAAGCCAGGUAGAGGCUACUUCAUCGUGGAUCGUCCAGCCUUCCAGCCAGGUAAGGCUGGUCAGCAAGCCACCACCUCCCAGACGAUGGAUGGGGUAGCUGUACUAAAGGCAGGAGACGGUGCACUUUCCUUCAGGGCAAAGCCGACAACCACGCAGUCCUAUCGCACCUUGAUCGAUCUCUGCUCUGGGCUGGGCGGUAUGUCGCAGGGUCUUCGUGGACUAGCAGGGCAUACACUUGUGUAUGUAGAUCGGUCUCCACUUGCAGCAAGCACUGUUCGUGAUAAUGGCGGGAAUGCCAUUUGCGGUGACAUUGGAAGUCCUCAGGUUCAGUUGCAACUUCAUCAGCAGGCAGAGCACAGCGCCUGUGCUGGCACCAUAACCGCGGGGGUACCAUGUCAGCCAUAUUCACGGCAGGGUAUGCAGCUUGGUUCUUUGGAUGAGCGGAGUUUUGUGCUCAAUCAUGUGCUUCAGGUGGGCUGGCGUUUGCAAGCAGCUUGUAUCAUCCUAGAAUGUGUGGCGGAGAUUGCUGGGCACGAGGAUAUUUUGUUACUCAUCCGUGAGUUUGCAAGCAGGGCAGGCUACACGUUGCAUAGUGUUGAGCUAGAGCUUGGCAAAAUCUGGGUCUCAAAGAGAAGGCGUUGGUGGGCUUGCCUGGUGGUCGAGGAAGGGCCCCCUUUCAGCCUGGAGUCAUAUCCUGAGGUAGAGCCGCUCAUGACUGUAAAGGAUGCUGUGCCGGAGUGGCCAUGUUGGGAUGCAGUCGCUGAGCAAGAGUUGCUGUGGACACAGACAGAAGCCCAACUUCUGCUUAGCCCUGAGUAUGGAGCAGAGCCAAGAAUUCUCAACCAGCAUGCUCAGGCACCAACAGCGCUCCACUCGUGGGGCAACGCACUGGACCGCUGUCCAUGCGGUUGCAGAAAUGCGGGCUUCACGCUGCAGCGAUUGCGCUCAGGGGGUCUUAGAGGGGUUGGGGUGUUUUCCGGUUUGUUCGGGGUCCUUAGGUUCCUGCACCCGUGUGAAGCCGGUUUCCUGAACACCCUUUCCCCCGCCUUCCGCUUCUUGCAGGGUGCCCGUGCUGGGUUGUGCCUGGUUGGCAACAUAAGUGCACCGAUUCAAGCCCAUUGGGUUUUGGCAUCCUUGCAGAGCUGGUCAGCCAAGCAGAAGCAGGAUGAAAGACCACUUGACCCGGUUGCUUCCCUGCAAGCCUUUAAGCAGUGCCUGCUUGCCGAGAGGCAUGACCUGUGGCCGGUGCCCUCGCUUUCCCAGCCGACAAGUAUUCCAUGUACUUUUGUUGCCAGUUGGCUGUUGCCUCAGUCCAGUUGUCCUUGGCAAGCCAAGCAUGUCAUUGAAGCUGCCCGCAAGGUGGUAGGCCCAGGGUACUCGAUUCAGAUCAGGUCUGGCAGCCGCCUCCUUCGGCCAGAAGCGUAUUUGCAUGCCAAGGGCCUUGAUUACGCAGUUCAUGUCCGGCCGAAAAAGAGUGCUAAGCCUGGCACUCCACUUUCGGGGGCCGAGUCACGGCCGGUUUGCACGGUUGUUGUUCUCACAGCAACGGGUACCAGGCUUCAUCCAUGUGCAGUUGGCACAUCUGUUACUGAGGUGCUCGAGCAACUUGCCUUGCCAGUCGGCUUCGCACAGGUCCUUGGAAGUGAAGGGGUUGACCUUUGCACUCCCCUUGCAGCAGAUGUUGUUGUUGAUGUGCGGCCGCCUGCCGAGCCUUUGCCAGUCAGUGCCGGGAUUUCUGAUGCCAGCGUUGCCGCUGUCCUUGAAAGGUUUGCUGCCCAGGUUCUGCCUGAAGUUUCCUGUGUUCCGCCCGGCUUGGUCACAGCUAUAGCUGGCCUCACUGUUGAGGAUGUGUUGCAGUUUGGCAGUUUCCCAGGGGUUCUUUCGUCGGCCAACCGUAUGUUGUUGCCAUUCGCACAUGACAACCACUGGGCCUGUCUUUGCGCGCAAAGUGCUAAUGGGCAGCUUCGAUUCCUGUGCUUGGAUGGCAUUCCUCAGCGUGUCGCUGCACAUGCCGAGAAACUGUGCAAGAUCUUUGCUGCGCUGCUGGGCUAUAGCAGCUAUGAAACAUGUCAUCAGACUUGGUUUUUGCAGGCGCCAGAUGAGCCUUGUGGGGCCAAUAUGUUGCGGCAUCUCUGUGCAUGCGUCGCUGGGCCUGGCCCACAGGUAGAAGACGCUGUCAGGUCCCUGCUUCAGGCAGCCCCACUUCCGGGGAGGGAAUAUGGGCGAGGUGAACUGUCCGCAGAGCAGUCACAAGCCCUUCGAAUUCUUUUACUUGAAAAGGGCGUCCCUGAAAGCAACCUUGCUGAACGCAUUCAAGCUGCGGUUAGGAAGCUCGGGGCCGGGCCCAUUGCCAAGGCGCUUGCUCACAAGCAAGCCUGGGCUCAACUUAAGGCCAUAGCGGCAAAGCCAGGCAACAUGUUCAGGUGGAUUCCAGCGGAUGAACUUGCAGAGCACAUUGAAGCCAGGGCUAACGCCAAGUUUGGAACCAGCAUUCCUGGUGGCAAGGACAAGAAGCGCAGACAGACUGUGCAGAAGCAGGCUGGGCCACUACACAUCGACCCAGCCAAGCUUCAGAUUGCCCCCAAGUCAUUCGUCAAUGCCGAUGGCUCGCCUUUGCCACAGCUUGCGUUUGAGGAAGUUGGUGUCGAAUCUACCGGCGUUGCUUUUUGUUCUGUUGGGCAAGCCAUGCCUUUUCUCGAGUCGGGUCGGUCCCUCAGCGUUGAUGCAUUGGGCUUGGUCUGUGUCAACACGCUGUCAAAGGACCAGUGUGGCUUGGCUUCUGUUGUGGCGGUGCACUUUCCGGCCAUAUAUGCUCCAACUGGAGAAGCCGUGCUUAUCCGCGGCUCCCUCAUUCAGUUGGGAGACGAGCCUGUCCAACUCCAGCAAAGUCAAUUUGCCGACACAGAUCAGGUCGAGACUGUGACUUGCAGGUUUACGGUCUAUCGGGACGAAGCCGCUCUUGACUGGACUGCGUUCAUUGCGGCCCCUAUCCGCACGCUGGUUUCAGGGAAUCCAGGCCUUGCGCUGUGCAAGGAAGCGUCUUGUGGUCAGACAUGUGGCCGUUUCCACGCCUCUGUGGAGGAAGCGGAUUGCAUAGAUAGGCUUCUCCUCGACCUUUGGGGGAGACAAUGGCUGAUGCUUGAAGGCGGUCGCGCAGCUCCGGAGCAAGCUCAGGUCUUUGCCUGCCUGGUUCGGGUUCCAGCUUCGGCAGUCAAGCACUUGCAUCAAUUGCACAUUCGAGGAUUCUAUGCUGAACCCCGUGCAGCUGGAGGCAAUGGCCCGCAUACAGCCUAUGCGGUCGUGUGGCUGCAGGAUGCUGAGUAUUCACGUGCUUUGCAUUUGUUGCGCACAUGCCCUCAAGGUGUCGCCCUCACGAGGCUGGGCAAGCGAUACGGCAUCAGGUGCCGUGAGGCAGACGAGCAAGCAGUGUUCCAGGCCAUGCAUCCAGGCAGUGACUUUCAGAAGAUUAAGGUGGUUGCCCACUACCGCCUUCACCCGCUGCCGUUUGGGUGCCAACGCAAGCACCUUCAAAACCUGCUCCGGUCCUGGGCUUGGGACGCAAAGCCCAUGCAGCCUGCAAAGGGCGAUGGUGAAGGAUCCGCUUGGAUCGUGGGUGCUUCUGAGGAGCCGCCAGGUCCGGCCAUCGCAUGUGGAGGAACGUUUGUGUUGGUCCGGAAAGUGCGUGACACUGUUGCCCAGACACCCCCUUCAAGCCUCACAGCUUCAGGUCGCACUCGCAGGAAGAUCCUUUACGAUGAUGGAGAGGAGGAGCCCAGCAGCGCCAGUCAUGACCCGUGGACUGGUGGCCGAGAUCCGUGGUCGUUGGCGAGGCCGCCGCCGGGACUUCCGAGCCCCGCCCCGCCGACCAGUGCAGGAACGCAAGCUAAAAUCUCACAGCUCCGUACUGAGCUCUCCCAGGGCAUGCAAGACAUCGUUCAAAAGCACCUCCAGUCUGCUGACCAGGAACUUAAAGCUCAGGGAGAGAAGUCUGAAGGCUGGUUCCAGACUUUUGGCAAGCAGGCAGGUGAGGUUGCCCAAAUUAAGGCCGAGGUUACGAAGCAAGCAGAGUUGUUGCCUGCGACCGUGCAAGCUGCUGUCAACACGCUUUCCUCGGAGCUUGCAACUCAGAUGCAGCAGCAGUUUCAGCAGCAGAACAGCCAGCUUGAAGCCCUGCUCUCCAAGAAGCAUCGGCUGAGCUUGAUUGAUUGUGCCCUUUGGGCUGUGGCCUUCCUUUUGUCAUGCCUCUUCAAUGGCAUCUUGCUUGUUGCCGCUUCGGUUCGGCUGGGGGUCAGUCGGGCUUUGCAGGCCUUUCUUCUUCUGUGGGUCUCUGGACUUAGCGCAGUCAUGCACUUGAGUGUCAGCCAGGCUCCACGCCACAGACCGCACGUCGUGUGCUACUUCUUUUUACUCUUGCUGGGGCUGCAGUCCCCUGCGCAUGCCGUUUUUGUUUCAGUCCCUACAUGUAGGUAUGGCGAAGCCAGGCACCCUUGCCCUGACAUGUGGCUCUCUACCAGUAACCCUUCUGGACUUCGGGGCAAGAACCUAGAUGCCAUUGAGUUCGAGCCCGGGGUUCACUGCUUCAGUGAAACGCAGCUAUCGGCUGUCACCUUGCCUCAAGUAUCCUCGCAGUUGCGUCAUCUCGGCCGUGUACAAGGCCGAAAUCUAAGAAUUGCUGCUGGAGCAGCCGCCCCUUUGCGGGCACAUAGUGACGAUUGGCCUGUGCAACCUGUGAAGAUCCCAUGGCCAUCUGGCAUCUGGGAAACCGCUAGGGUCCAAAUUGCCCAAGUCUUGAUAGAAGGCCUUCCUCUGCUCUGUGCCAACGUGUACGGGUACAGCCGAAGCCACCCACAGGCCACGGCUGCUACCGAAGCCUUGCUUGAGCCCAUCACUCGAGAGAUCGUCUUUGGACGCAUUGGACCGCGGAUGAUCUGUGGCGACCUAAACGCUGAAGAAGACACUUUAGUCCAGACCCGGAUUUGGCGACAGCAGGGAUGGAUUGAACUUCAGGAAUUGGCCUGGCAAAGGUGGGGAACUGUUCCAUCCCCGACAUGCAAGGAUGCAACUCGUCGGGACUACUUGUAUUUGUCCCCUGAAGUUGCUGCAAUUUGUGUUGAUAGCUCAGUCCUCUCAGUCUUCCAGGAACACUCGACUCUUUCUGCCAAACUUCGAAUUGCUUCCAAUGCUGGUGCCAUCAGGUAUUGGCCGCGCCCAGCGACCAUUCCGUGGUCGAGCAUUGCAUUGGAUGGCCUACAGGGGCAGGCGCAUGCAAGCCUUCCACAGGCUUUGGACACAACCCAAAGAUAUAAGAUGCAUGCGCAGUUGUUUGAGCAGAGCUUGAAUGGUCAUGUUGAGUGCCCUGGCAGACAGCUUCCAUCCGCCUGUUACGGCAGGGCAAGGUUUGCUGAACCGGCAGUAAAGCAUCUUGCUCUUAAUGUUCCAAAAGCCAGCCGUGCUGGAGAUGAGGUUUUGCAGUCCGACCUUUUGUCACUCGAAGUACGCCGCUGGUUUAAGCAAUUACGUCGCCUGCAAAGUUUGUGGCAUGCAUUGAAGCAGCCUCGGUAUGACUUUGCUGCUCUGGAAUAUCGAGGGAACCUUUGGCAGAGUGUGUUGAAGGCAACAGGCUUUCACAAUGGAUUUCGCGCUUGGUGGCCUCAGCGGCCUGUCCAAGGCCCUGGCAGUCCUGCCUUUAUCCCGGACGGGGUUCCUACCCCGACAGUGGCACAGGCUAUUUUUCUUGACUUCAGGGAAAAUUUCCGGCGAUUUGAAAGCUGGCACAUUACUCAACAUGGCAAAAUUCUUUCAGCUCGGCAUGAUGCAUCCAAGCAAAGAUUGUACCAGGAGUUGCGUCAGGAAGGCGGCAAAGCGGCUGAUGUGCUGGUCAAUUCCCGUGCUUAUGCGAUUCUGGCUGUGGACUCCCAGGAACGCCUUGUACAUGUUGACCAGCCUCUCGAUUUUGCAGGCCACUCGGAAUGGCGCAUUGACGGCCAAGCUGUGCAAGUGUCGCAGAUUUCUUCAGAGGUCUGCUGCGUUGAAGGUGAUGUGCCCCUCCCCGCUGAUGGAGAGCUUGAGCAGCUCCAAUACGUUUCCUCCCCUCAGGAGGUUCAUGCUGAAUUUGUGCAAUUUUGGACUCAACGUUGGAACAAACCUUGUUCUGAUGAUCAGUGGACUCGCAUUUUGGACUUUGCCAGGGCAUACCUGCCCCAAAAGCCUUUUGUUUUGUCGCCAAUUUCGGUUACUCUGUGGCUGUCCACGUUGCGCAGGCUGAAGGUUCGAGCUGCCCGUGGCCCGGACGGUUAUGCCCGGGAUGAUCUUCUUUGCAUGCCAAGACCGCGUGUUGAGGAGCUUCUGAGUCUGCUUUGCGACAUCGAGGGGGUCGCGCCCUGGCCUGCUCAGUUGUCGGUUGGGCUCGUUCAUUUGCUGCACAAGCCUGGGGGCAAUGACACCGUCAGCGGGUAUAGGCCCAUCUGUGUCUUUAGUAUCGUGUAUCGAUGCUGGGCAAGCAUACGGGCCAGGCAAAUCCUGAGGUGGUUGAAGGAGUUCAUUCCAGUUGGCUCACUUGGAUUCAUGCCUGAACAUGAAACCACAGAGGCCUGGUAUGUUCUAGAAGGGCUCAUCGAGUGUGCACUCCAACAUGCACAAUCAUUAUCAGGCUAUGGCACGGACCUUGUGCGAGCCUUCAACAACCUGCCUCGUCGCCCCCUGUUUGAGGCUGCCAAGCUUCUAGGCCUGCCGGAGGAUGUGCUUUGUCCGUGGCAGUCGUUCGUGCGUGACACGCAGCGCCGUUUUGUCGUGCAAAAUGCUGUCAGUGAGCCAGUCUUCUCCAGCUGUGGCUUCGCAGAGGGAUGCCCUCUCAGUACGGUUGCCAUGAGUGUCUGUAGUUUUAUGUACCAUGAGUACAUGCAGGCCUUUGCCCCUUCUGUUGAAAGCCUUAGCUAUGUCGAUAACCUCCUCGGCAUUGGCAGGGGUGCGUUUGACGUUGCUGUGGGGAUGAACGCCACCCGAUGUCUGUGUGAAGCCUUGGCCAUGCAGUUGGACGACCGUAAAACGUAUGCGUGGAGCACCGAUGCAUCACAACGAAAGGUGCUAAGGGCCAUGAAUCUUGUUGUGCUCGACUCGUGCCGGGAGCUUGGCGGCGUGGUUUCUUUUGGCCCCGCCACACGCAACCGACCCCUUGUGCAAAGAUGUGAGCAGGUGAAGUCGCUCUGUGCCGCGCUGAAGAGGUCAAGGGCCUCCUGGUCUGCCAAACUUUCUACCCUGCCAGUCAAGUUCUGGAGCUUUGCUUUGCAUGGGGUUUCCGCCUGCCCUGUCUCUGACACACUGUUGCAAUCUCUGCGUACACAAGCUGUCCGGGCGCUGAAGGCAGCGCCUGCUGGAUCCAGUCCAGCACUUCGGCUUUCUCUUGGCAAGCCAAUGACGGCAGACCCAGGCUUUUUCCAGUGUUGGAAUUGCCUUUCUACCCUUCGCAGACUUUGUCUCAAACAGCCGCGGAUUUUGGAGCUGUGGUCACGGUUUCUCCUGAAUUUCAAUGGCAGACUCUUUCAUGGCCCGUUUUCUAAGCUUCUCGUUGUUCUCAACAGUCUGGGGUGGCAAGUUCGAGGGCCGCCUAUGUUUGUUGAUGAGGAAAAUCUCCUGCAUGAUCUGCUGGCUACUCCUUUGCCGGCACUACGCACCCUUGCCGAGAGGGCCUGGCUUCGAAGCAUUGCAUUCUCUCACGCUCAUCGUCCCAGCAUGCGUGGGCUUCACGGGAUUGACCCCUGUCUCGUCCGGCUUGAUCAUAACAGCUUUUCGCAUACUUCCAGUGCCCGGGUUGCAGCUCUACAGUGUGGGGCUCUCAUGUUUGGCGAGGCUCAGGCAAAGUUUGACCUUACUCGUUCUGGUCUCUGCACGUUAUGUGGAGUGCCCGAUGAUAAGGAACAUAGGGUCCGCUUUUGUCCUCGUUUCUCCUCGGCUAGGCAGGGUCAUGCGGCAGUGUUGGAUCGAUGGGAUGAACUCCCAUCCUGCCUCAAGUUGCAUUUGCUGCCACCGGCCAAUGCUGCGGCCUGCGAGCUUCGGGCUAUGCUGCAUCAAACGCCAGAUGGCUCGCAAAGCUUUCUCUCAUGUCCUUCACAAGGAGUCCAGCACCUGUUUACGGAUGGAGCUUGCACUCGACCGAUCACGCCUGAACUUGCAACUGCCGCUUGGGGGGUUGUUAAUGCCACAGCUGGGCAGAUUGUUGCCACCGACCAUCUUCCCGGAUGGUACCAGACAGCGCCGCGCGCUGAAUUGUUUGGCAUUCUUGCCUCGGUUUGCUGGGUUAGGUUUUUCUCCGUGGAGGGGGUUAUUUGGGGUGACUCCCUGAGCGCAACGGAGGGGCUUCACCUGAUGCUGGAGGGCCAUGAGCCAGCAGCACACUGGGAUAACCUCGACAUCUGGCAACGCAUUUGGGAACAAGUGGCAGAGUUGCUUCCGGGACAGCUCCGCGUUCAACAUGUCACAUCACAUUUGGACCCGUCUUUGUGCAGCGAUGCUUUCGAGGAAUGGGUGGCUUAUUGGAACCAAAGGGUUGAUAUUGUGGCGGGCAUAACCAAUGCCAACCGGACUUGGACGUUUCAGGAUGAACUGAAUCGCGGAACAAGGUGGGCUGCAGAUACAGCGACAUGUUUAAGGGCUCUCCGCGCUGUCUAUCUGGGCAUCGCAGAAUCCACGACCAGUGAGGGAAUGGUGCAGCCGUUUGAGCCGGAACAUGAAGCUGUUGAUGUUGAGCUGGACCACCCGGCGGGCCAGGUGCGAAAUGAAACCUUUUCCGAGACUUUGCCACUGUUGUGGAUCGCAGAGUUCAUUGUGAGUCAGGAUGAAUGUUCUGACCUUGAAUACUCUGUGUCAUGGCUUGAGUUAGUUGCUAUGAUUUGGGGUCAGGGUAUGGCACCCGCAGAGCCGUUCAGGAUGGUCUUGGUGAAGAUCCCCGAUGGCAAAAGCAAGGACAUGGGCAUGAAGUCCAAGGUGGACCCCUCCAAGCUGCAGGGCGCAGCUGGGCAGAAAGGAGACAAGGCCGAGAAGGACAAUGCCGGAGGCGCAGCUUCCCCGAAAGUGAACGGGGACGCCAAGGCUGGCAAAGAGCAGAAGGGCGAAAAGGGCGACAAAGCGGAGAAAGGGGAGAAAGGUGGCAAGGCCAAAGCCAAGGCAGCACCUGGAAAGGCUGCAGACCGGCCUCUCGAAGACUUCUCAAGGCUCAACAUCAAGGUGGGGAAGAUCACGAAGGUGUGGCCCCAUCCUGAGGCUGAGAAGCUGUGGUGCGAGGAGAUUGACCUCGGCGAGGGGCAGCCUCGGCAGAUUGCCUCUGGUCUUCGUGCUCACGUGAAACAGGAGGAAAUGCAGGGUGCCAUGGUGGUCGUCCUUGCGAACCUCAAGCCCAGGAAGCUGGUCGGCUUCGAGUCCCAGGGCAUGGUCCUGUGCGCCACCAGCAAGGAGGGCAAAGUAGAGCUGAUGCAGCCGCCUGCCUCUGCGAAGGUUGGCGAGCGCGUCGUAGCCGAAGGUGUAGAGAUGCUGGAUCCAGACGAGAAGCUGAACGAGAAGACCGGUAAGGCACCUUGGGAUGUGCUGAGACCCGGCUGCGUCACCAACGACGGCAAGCAGGGCACUUACAACGGCGCGCUGUGGAUGACCUCUGCAGGGCCGGUCACAUGCAAGUCCGUCACUGGCGGGACGAUAUCCUGA